AUGUCUAAUGCCGAGGCGUGGAAAAGACGUUCCAUUUACCAAGUUCUCACCGACAGAUUCGCUAUAGAAGAUGAGAACCGUCAAAAUUCAGGUCCAGAUAAGGGGAUUAGAGAUUAUUGUGGUGGAACAUGGAGAGGUAUAAUAUCUAGACUUGAUUAUAUUCAAGGAAUGGGUUUCGAUGCCAUAUGGAUUUCUCCCAUCCAUAAGAAUAUUGAAGAGGUGACCCAAUAUGGAGCGGCCUAUCAUGGAUAUUGGCCAGAGGAUAUUUAUUCAGUAAAUCCACAUUUCGGUACCGCGGAAGAUUUGCUCGCUCUGUCAGGUGCGUUGCACGCACGAGGGAUGUUUUUGAUGAUUGAUGUGGUUGUCAAUCAUAUGGGUUCGCCCCCUACUGUGGAAUUUUCCAGAUAUGUACCUUUCAAUGAUUCAUCAUACUAUCAUCCAAAGUCGUUCAUCACGAAUUAUGAGAAUGAAAAGGAGUGUGAGGAAGGAUGGUUAGGUGAUGAACAUGUACCACUGCCUGAUCUAAAUACCGAAGAUCCCACCGUGGUGCUCACUCUCCAAACUUGGAUCAUGAAACUUGUCCAAAAGUUUAAAAUUGAUGGCCUGAGGAUCGAUACCGUCAAACAUGUCAGGAAGAAUUUUUGGCCGGAUUUUGUUCGGUCUGCUGGGGUCUGGUCGGUGGGCGAGGUAUUAUCAGGUGAUCCUAACUAUCUGAGCUCAUAUCAACCAUACAUUGGAGGGCUUUUGGACUAUGGAACCUAUUAUCCUUUGAAAAGAGCAUUCAAUAGAGAUGGUGGAAGCAUGUAUGAGCUUAUCAACCUCCUCACUCCUCAGUACAGGUCAAAAUUCCGCGAUAUGCAGCAAAUGUCGACUUUUAUGGAGAAUCACGAUAUGCCGCGGUUUACCCAUGACACAAACGAGGAUUUGGCCGUUGUGAAGAAUGCUAUGGCAUGGACUUUACUCACAGAUGGUGUGCCGAUUAUUUACUACGGACAAGAACAAUCUUAUUCAGGAGAUGGCGAUCCUGGCUCCCGAGAGCUGAUGUGGACAUCAAACUAUAAUAUUACACCACUAUAUCAGUACAUCGCACGUUUGAAUCAAAUCAGAAAGUUGAGCUGGGAUUCAGGGUUUGGUACACAUCUAACCACGCGUCUUUAUGUUGACGACAACGUUGCUGCCACGCAAAAGGGCCCCUUGCUCAUGGUACUGACCAAUCAAGGCAGCAAGGCGAAACCGAAAACGGUCUUUGUACCUACUAUGUUCAAAAAUGGUACCACAAUAGUCGACAUUCUCACAAGGGAAUCUUUCACCGUCAAACGAACCACGAAAAUCAUCAUGACAGCCGGCGAGCCCCGAAUCUUUCUUCCUCUUCGUCUAGCAGAACACAUCUGCGAGGAUAUCAUUCCACCAUUUCAAAGCGCCUUGUCUAGAUUAUUCUCUAACAUAUUCAGCUUCAUGUCUUCCUCGAAAGUUGCCGAUGAAAUCACCACUUGGCCACAUGGAGAUGCAGUUUCUACUGAAGAUAUUAUACUUCCCGAAAAGGAUCCUGUGGCGGCCGAGGCAGGCGGCAAGAUAUUAAUGCCGAGUGUCGAGGAGAGUUCAUCUCCGUGGUCUAUAUUCUCUACGCUUGAAUAA
Messenger RNA from Sclerotinia sclerotiorum 1980 UF-70, 1635 nucleotides. RefSeq lists its product as hypothetical. Gene Ontology annotation, biological process: carbohydrate catabolic process. The coding region runs from base 1 to 1635 and encodes 544 amino acids. Gene Ontology annotation, molecular function: alpha-amylase activity; calcium ion binding. The transcript is spliced from 2 exons. The record is from RefSeq and is a predicted model, not a curated record. Lineage: Eukaryota; Fungi; Ascomycota; Leotiomycetes; Helotiales; Sclerotiniaceae.